ACCAACCAUUCCACAUGUAAAUGCAUGUGCAUUCACCCUUUUAAUGACAGGUAAAUGAACUUGUAAUUAAUCGUUAAACAGGUGUUACCAGUAGAAUUUUAAUGAUGUUAGAGAAUUGUUUUUAACAUAAUUUGAGAGAAUACCUGUGCCUUUAUCGAUUUGCAUUAUUUCAAAUAGUUUUUCAAAAGUAUUUAAAUAACUGUUAAAUUAAAGUAAUAUGGAUGAAAAUGCAACAGAAACUUAUGACGAUGAUAUACGAGAUCAACCAGUAGAUUACAGUAAGAAAUAUAUUGAAAGAAAUAGAUUAAAGCAAAAUCAUCUUUUAAAUGAUGUACAGAAAAAUCAGUCAGCAAAUGAGGAUAUUAAAGAAUGUGAAUCUGAAACAGUAUUAUUUGGAGAUUAUGCAGAAACAGAUCUUGAUCAACCAACGGACUAUAGUUUAAGAUAUGCAGAAAAUGACACUGAUGAAGAUGAGAAACCAACUACAGAAUACUUUUCCGGUAGCGUACAAGAAGAUACUAUUAAAACAUAUUGUACAGAAGGUACACCUUACGAAACACCUUUUAACUUUUCUACUGCAACAUCUAUGUCUGAUUUAAGAGUCGAAGAUACAAAAGAUAAUGAUCAUUCUAAAAAGACACAAAAGAAAGGACUUGAUGCUAGACAUAAAAAAAGUAUAUCUUUCGAGGAUAGAAGAACAGAAGAAUGUCACGAGCAACAACAUUUGAUAUCAGAAAGUACAGAGAGACAAAAGCAUAUUAUUAGUAUAAGCUCAAAUCAUAUGAUUCCUGAAAAGCCAAUUAAUUAUUAUAAAGAAGAAGAAUUUAGUAGUUCUUCCUGUGUUAAUUCGCUCAGUUCUUUUAACAGUGAAAUAGCACAACGCAAUAAUGUAUCUGAAAUAAUAUCAAAAGCAAGUUUAGAGAAUUCUAUGAAUAAAUCAGAACCAGAAACAAGUAAUUCUAAUGUAACAGAAUUAAAUAGGAAUGAAUUAAUUUCUAAUUCAAUAAGCAAUAGUCCUAUGGAAAGUAAAAAUAGUUCACGUAUUGUCGAUAAGGAAGGAAAAAUGGUAACAUUCAGUGGACAAGAUUUUUAUGCUGAACAAACACCUCUAAUGUUUUCACGUUGUAGUUCUCUUGGUUCAUUGAGUGGUUUCGAACAGCAUUCUAUACAUGAUGACCGUAGCUCCGUUGUCAGUGAUUUCAGCCGUAGAACAAGUGGAGUUGUUUCGCCAAGUGAAUUGCCAGAUUCUCCAACCCAAACUGUACCACCCAGCCCCAGAAUACAAAAAAUAAAAUCUACAGAUUUUAUGAAUAAAAUGCAAGAAGAAGAAGUAAAACCAUCGCAUUCUCAUUUAUUGUGUUCAAAAUAUGGUGUAAAAAGGACUAGUGUUUUUGAAGAUGAUAUUGCUACUUUUAAAGAAGAAUCAACACCAAUAGAAUUUUCUACCACCACAAGUCUGAGUUCUUUAACUAUUGACGAUGAAGUGAAAAGUUCUGAUUAUCCCAAAAGUGGAGAUAAAUUGAAAGAAAUAUCAGAACCAAUCCAUCAAAAUAUCGAUAAAAGUACAUCUUUUGUAAAAGUAAAUGUUCUUGAAGUUGAAAAACAACCAGAACAAAUAAGUGAUGGCGAUGAAGAUGAUGAAGAUAUGCUAGCUGCUUGUAUUAGUAUGGGAAUACAAAAUAAUAGAUACAGACAAUCCUUAAAAACCGAAAGUAUUCCAAAAUCUACGCAUUCUAAAUCAACAAGUGUCUUAAUGUCAUGCGACAAAAAGUCACCAUUAAAUAGAUCACAAGCUUGUGUUUCUGUUUCCCCUGGAGAGUCACCGGCUGUCUCUAAAAUUUGUAAACCACCAAUGGAAAUUGUUGUUGUCCCAGAUACAGUACAUGUUUAUUGUACAGAAGAUACACCAGCAGGUAUCUCUCCGGUUGGUUCACAAUCAAAUCUUUCUGUCUUAUCUAUGCCAAGUGUUCCAGAAGAUAUAGAGAAAAUUGAACCAAUUAAAUCUUCAGAACUUGAAUGCCACAGAAAUGAUCUUUCGGAUGAAAGUUAUAAUCUUUCUGACGAAGAUGAAAAAAUUCUUGAUGAAUGCAUUCAAUCGGGUAUACCAAAGGUGAGACAAAUUACCCCACCUCCAACGAAAAGUAUACCUUGCGUGAAAAAACCUGAGACCGUACCACCAAAAUUUAAUAUAUGUGGGACACCUUCGUCAUCUCCCGUUGAAUCGACUUCUAACAAUAAAAAUUCUGUAAUAAUUAAACCUUUAUGCCAUAUAUCAAUGGAAAAUGAAAAGGAAUUUUCGGAUGAUAGUCCAAAUCAUUCGGAUGACGAAGCUAUUUUAAUAGAAUGUAUACAAUCUGCAAAGGCUCGAUUAAGAUGCUCACCAUCGCCAUUAUUAAAGGGAACUAAGAUAACAAAGCCUAGAACUCAAUGUCCCACCUCUUUAUUUUCAAGACUUCGACCAGAAAAAGUAAAACUUAUUAUAUUAUUAGAAUGUCCCUACCGCUUACAUAUUAUUUUAUAUUUUCAGGUAACGCAAGAACAUAGUACUACUUCGUACAGCUCAACUAGCGUAUUUUAUCCUACAGAAGAUAGUUACAGUCCUUCGGAAGAAGAAGAAGAUAUUAUUUUAGCCCAAUGUAUUCAAUCUGGCAUGCCAAAAGUAUUAAAUGUUCCAACUACAACAAUUCAAAGACAAGCUACAACAAAGAAACGAGAAGAGUAUUUAAGAUCUAUGGGAUCGUCUAGUAGUUCCACCACUUAUCUUCUAAAUAAUGCUUAUCCAAUUAAUGCCUUGUAUACACAGCUGCCUUAUAAAAGUGUAGAGAAUAGCGUUUCCCAUUACAUUGUUGGAAGUUCAUCUUGCAGUUAUAAUAAUUUUCCAACGAAAGCAUCUAGUAGUAGCUAAGAAUACAGAUUAUUUAUUCGUUAAUGAAGUAAUGCAAUCUAUCUUAUAUUAAAAGCAAUCAGAAAUUCCAGAACAUAUAAUUGCCACACAAACUAGUUAAACUAGGAUUAAGAUUCAUUCGAUAUUAAAGACUGAAUACAUUUUACAACGAUUAAAAGCAAUGAACAUAUUAUUUAA
Vespa mandarinia (Asian giant hornet) is the source of this 3082-nucleotide messenger RNA. RefSeq lists its product as uncharacterized. The record is from RefSeq and is a predicted model, not a curated record. Gene Ontology annotation, biological process: cell migration; pattern specification process; negative regulation of canonical Wnt signaling pathway. Gene Ontology annotation, cellular component: catenin complex; beta-catenin destruction complex; cytoplasmic microtubule. Gene Ontology annotation, molecular function: gamma-catenin binding; microtubule binding; beta-catenin binding. NCBI's taxonomy places the organism in Eukaryota, Metazoa, Arthropoda, Insecta, Hymenoptera, Vespidae.